AUGCAAUUGCCUAACCAACUUGGACCUGUGAACAACGACUUUGUACGAACCCGUAUGACGAACGAUGGUUACGUUGUGGCCAACGUCGAUUACUCGAACCUCGAAAACCCGGCGACCAAGACACCGCUGUCCUUCAAUGUGGAAAGGGCAGUAGCAACUAACAAAUACGAUCCUCCCACUUCCUAUCGCAUGGUAGACGGCUGGGUUGCCAUUCGUGUCAAGGACAAUGCAGUUGACGGGGUAAUUCAACUCCCUACAGUUGUUGGCGGCACCCCUCUAUACGUUGGUCGAUUUAGUGGACCUUGUAUGAAGACUGUUGCCAAUAUCCCAGUUAGGAGCUGA
This is a messenger RNA of Fusarium graminearum PH-1, 342 nucleotides long. RefSeq lists its product as uncharacterized. The transcript has a single exon. NCBI's taxonomy places the organism in Eukaryota, Fungi, Ascomycota, Sordariomycetes, Hypocreales, Nectriaceae. The record is from RefSeq and is a predicted model, not a curated record. Bases 1 to 342 code for a protein of 113 amino acids.